Messenger RNA from Fundulus heteroclitus (mummichog), 4222 nucleotides. RefSeq names its product homeodomain interacting protein kinase 3b (gene hipk3b). Gene Ontology annotation, cellular component: nucleus; PML body; cytoplasm. The transcript has 16 exons. Gene Ontology annotation, molecular function: ATP binding; protein tyrosine kinase activity; protein serine/threonine kinase activity. NCBI's taxonomy places the organism in Eukaryota, Metazoa, Chordata, Actinopteri, Cyprinodontiformes, Fundulidae. The record is from RefSeq and is a predicted model, not a curated record. Bases 296 to 4222 code for a protein of 1308 amino acids. Gene Ontology annotation, biological process: peptidyl-threonine phosphorylation; peptidyl-serine phosphorylation.
GCUUCCAGUUGCUAGAGAGAGAGAAGGGACAUGUUAGAGGCUGGCAGGGCCGCGGAGCCGCUCGUCUAGACAGGGGGGUAACGGGCACCCUUUCAGAGAUGGGCAACGGCGCCCAAAGAGCAAGGACGCGGAUGUGGGCUGACUAGCUUCCAGCGGGACUCGGCGCGUUGCUCCCGGACGUCCAUAUGCAAGAGUUAUUUCAUGUCUGAGACGUGGGAGAUGGUGGCGUUACCCAGAGCGAGCUCUCCCUUCCUGUCGUCUAGGACAAGAUGGCAGCAAUGCAGGCGAACUGUGCAUGGGAUGGAUUUAUAAGUCCAUAACAUGCCCAGAGAAGCCCUGGAUCAUACUUAAAGCGACUCUACGUGAAGGUAUGGCCUCACAAGUCUUGGUCUACCCACCACACAUUUAUCAAACCCAGACAAGUGCCUUUAGCAGUGUGAAGAAACUCAAAGUUGAGCCCAGCAGCUGUGUGUACCAUGAGAGGGCCCAUCCGCGGACUUUCCUGAACAGCAGAACCCUUGGCGUUGCCCACCCGACCAAACAAGCCCACUCGUUUGUGAACCGAGACUUGGCGGUGGGCCUGAGAGCGCGGGGAGGACAGCAGUACCCGGUCCAGACGCUCGUGGUGCGCGGCGUCCCGAGACAGCAGCCCGGUAGGAGAAGAGGGGGACCAGGCCCACUCGCGGCCCAGCAGCAGGGCAAGGAGCAGAAGCACCGGCCGGUCGAGGAAAGCGGGAGCAGCGGUGGAGCAACAGGAGCAGGAGGAGGGGGACGGGGAGAGGGCUGCAGUGGGGGAGUCGGGGAAGGGGGAGAGGAAGAGGAGGAGGCGGAGGAGGAGGAGGGCGACCGAGGGGAGAGCCGCGAAAGUUUGAACUCAGCCGACAGCUCUCAGCGAUGCGGGCUGAAACGUAAAAGCGAGGACCUGGACAACCGAGGGAGCGCCAUGCAGAUCGUGGAGGAACUGUCGAUGUUGCCCGCCAUGUUGCAAACGACGAACGUGGGGAACGCAGCCGUGACGGCGCCGACGACGGCGGCCGGAGGGGGCCUCUCCAAACAGGGGGCGGGGCACGGGGGCGUGUGCGCAGCCGGAGGGGCGGCAGGAGGGGACGGGGACUAUCAGGUGGUCCAGCACGAAGUCCUGUGCUCCAUGAAGAACACCUACGAAGUGCUUGACUUCUUGGGACGGGGCACGUUCGGCCAGGUGGUGAAGUGCUGGAAGAGGGGGACGGGGGAGGUGGUGGCCGUGAAGAUCCUGAAGAACCACCCUUCGUACGCGCGGCAGGGCCAGAUCGAGGUGGGCAUCCUGGCCCGCCUGAGCGGGGAGAACGCCGACGAGCACAACCUGGUGCGGGCCUUCGAGUGCUUCCAGCACCGCAGCCACACCUGCCUGGUGUUCGAGAUGCUCGAGCAGAAUCUGUACGAUUUCCUGAAGCAGAACAAGUUCAGCCCGCUCCCGCUGAAGGUGAUCCGGCCGGUGCUGGAGCAGGUGGCCACGGCGCUGAAAAAGCUGAAGAGCAUGGGUCUGAUCCACGCCGACCUAAAGCCCGAGAACAUAAUGCUGGUGGACCCAGUGAGGCAGCCCUACAGGGUGAAGGUCAUAGAUUUCGGCUCAGCCAGCCACGUGUCCAAAGCAGUGUGUUCGACGUACCUCCAGUCUCGCUACUACAGGGCUCCGGAGAUCAUUCUGGGAUUACCGUUUUGUGAAGCCAUAGACAUGUGGUCCCUCGGCUGUGUGAUAGCGGAGCUGUUUCUGGGCUGGCCUCUCUACCCCGGGGCCCUGGAGUACGACCAGAUUCGCUACAUCUCGCAGACCCAAGGUUUGCCAGGCGAACAUCUACUGAAUACGGGGACGAAGACAGCGCGGUUCUUUUGCAAAGAGUCGGACUCACCUUAUGCAGCAUGGAGACUGAAGUCAACAGAUGAGCACGAGACGGAGACGGGAAUGAAAUCAAAGGAAGCGAGGAAGUACAUCUUCAGCUGUUUGGAUGACAUAGCGCACGUGAACUUGAUGAUGAAUCUGGAAGGUUGUGACUUGUUAGCGGAGAAGGCAGACCGCCGGGAGUUUGUGGGCCUGCUGAAGAAGAUGCUGCUGAUCGACGCCGAAGAUAGGAUCGCCCCGGCCGAAGCGCUCACCCACCCGUUUGUGACAAUGCAACACCUGCUCGACUUCCCCCACAGCAACCAUGUGAAGUCAUGUUUCCACAUCAUGGACGUUUGUUGGACCCGUCCCUCCGGGUACGAGGCUGCCAACCGAAACAAAGGUCCUUUCGUUCGACCCGUAACUACAACCACUGCUGCCUCAGCCAACCUCCCCUUCAGCAAGAUCCCAGCUGUCCAUACUCAAGGGUUAGUUCCUUCUGCACAGUCAGUGAUGCACCCUGGGAUACCACUGCCGACUGGUGGUGGUCAGUUUGGAUGCAACGACUCGUUUCAGCAGGCUCUCAUUCUGUGUCCCCCGACAAUACCAGGUAUCCAUACUAAUACCGCUAAACCAGCGGGCUACUCUGUCCGUAUGGAGGCCUCUGUACCUUUGGUUACUCAAGCACCGUCAAUCCAGCCCUUGCAGAUCAGGCCGGGAGUCAUCACACAGGCCUGGUCGAGCCGCGCACAGCAGAUCUUGGUGCCCACUUGGCAACAGGUUACUUCUGUGCCCCCACCGCAGACCACCCUGGCAUCUGACACUGUGACUGGCACACAGAGAUUGAGCGACUGGGGGAAAGUGCGGCCCCACGGUAACCAUUUCAGCUCCAUGAUUGCACACCCUCAGCCGUUCUUAACCAACCAAAUGACCAUGUCCACCCACCAGCCGGUCAACAUAGGCAUCGCACACGUGGUGUGGCCACAGCCGGCGGCGAACAAGCGAGCAAAGCCUUGUCUGAACAGGGGCAGCAGCAUUUCCCAACACACGAACAUCCAAAAUGCGGCGUGCCACUCCCCGCAGAUGGCAGACACAGCAAAGAACGUGGAGGAAAUCGAGGAGGAGGGAGCCAGAUGCCAAGAAGAAGGGCGCGCCGCGGGAGAGGGGCGAGCCGCUGAUCACGGCGGCGACGGGGAGAGCUGCUGUAAAGUGGAGCCAGACUGCGAGGAGCUCUCGGUCUCGCAGGAGCAGCGGCAAGAAAUGGUGAUCUCGGGCCUGGCCAGUCCGACUGUGAGCGUCAUCAGCAUCAGCAGCGACGAAGAGGAGGAUGCGCAAAGGCAUUCAAUGGGGGAGUGUAAGGGCACUGCAGAUUGCGAGGCAUGUCAGAGCACCGUCAGUAUGGAGCGAGUAUGCUCUCUCAGCAGUCCAGACAGUACGCUCAGCACCAGCUCUUCAGCUUCAGCCCAGUCCAACAACUCCCCAUGCAAACAGCCCAACAGCAUGUCGGACGACGAGCAGGAGAGCGGCUGCGACACGGUGGAGAGCUCGCCUGCCUCGCACAACUCCGGUAACAGCAACGGUCCCUUUACAGAGCGGCGCUACAUCGCUGACAGCAACCAGAACUGCGAGCCGCGGGUGGCGUGCGUCGCCCCCGAGACCGAGCCCAGCAAGCCACCGGUUCGCACCGUGGUGGUGCCUCCAAUGCGGGUGCAGAACAAUAACAACCACUUUUCUGUCAGUGACACACCUGGGCACACAGAGUCUUCGUGCCACCCCAAAGGGCGAGGCAUUCCUGGGCGACAGCAUCACCACUCCACGCCGCUCCUCAACAGGCCGCAGAAAAUCACCCCCGUGUUCCAGCCCCAGCAACAGCAGCCAAUGGGCUUUGGGCAGGUCCAGCACUUCGGUUCGUGCCACCAGGAAUGGAACGGGAACUUUGCCAGCCGGCGGCCGCAGGCUUACAUCCCCCCCACCAUGCAUGGGCAUGCCUUUACACUUUCCCACAGCAGCCCGAACCACACAGCGGGCCCCCACCCCCACCUUGGGGGGCACCCCCAUUCCCAGCCCACCCUACUGUCGUACCCCCCGUCUGGCCCUUUGGUUACGGCUGCCCCCGUGGCCCACCUCCUGGCAUCCCCUGGCGCCUCCCGCCCCGUCCUCCAGCCCACCUAUGGCAUAUCCCAUCCGGCAGGCAUCGUGCACCAAGUGGCAGUGGGCAUCAACCCCCGGCUGCUGCCCUCCCCCACCUUGCACCCACAGAGCCAAUUCAAACCCCUUUUCCCGCCGCACUCGUACAUCGCUUCGCCUGCUUACGGCAGUUUCCCCCUGAGCCCUACCAAACUAAACCAGUACCCCUACAUCUGA